Messenger RNA from Racocetra persica, 133 nucleotides. The record is from the annotation of a GenBank genome assembly. NCBI's taxonomy places the organism in Eukaryota, Fungi, Glomeromycota, Glomeromycetes, Diversisporales, Gigasporaceae.
UACUCGUAUUAAUGAAAAUAAGGAAUGUCUUGAAGAUAUUCAAAGUCUGAUUAAAGAACAAACGAAUACUAUCAUCGAGACAAUCAAAGAGCAAUAUUUACAUACGUGUGAAGUUCAACAACGACAACGAUGA